This is a messenger RNA of Pediculus humanus corporis (human body louse), 1944 nucleotides long. Its product is annotated as endothelin-converting enzyme, putative. The transcript is spliced from 8 exons. Gene Ontology annotation, molecular function: metalloendopeptidase activity. NCBI's taxonomy places the organism in Eukaryota, Metazoa, Arthropoda, Insecta, Psocodea, Pediculidae. Gene Ontology annotation, cellular component: plasma membrane. Bases 1 to 1944 code for a protein of 647 amino acids. Gene Ontology annotation, biological process: protein processing. The record is from RefSeq and is a predicted model, not a curated record.
AUGAUAAUAAAGAAAACGUUUGAUGAUGUUGUGAUGCUUUCAAAACUAGAUAGAACAAAAUCACCCUGCGAGGAUUUUUAUGAAUUUUCAUGCGGCGGAUUAAUAAAAAGCCAUAAUAAACCGCCUCCGUCGAGAUCUAAAUGGGGAUUAGAAACGGAAAUGGAUUUGAAAUUAUCGGAAAUGAUUCGAGAAGUUAUUUCGGUUUUGCCUCAUCAAACGAGAACGAACACGCUCACGUGGAAGAUAAAAAAUUUUUACGAUUCUUGCAUGUCUUUGGAUAAUAUUGAAACCGAUAACGAAAGACCAUUGAGAAAAAUUAUUAAUGAAUUAGGUGGUUGGAACGUAUUAAGAAAUUUUCAAGUAUUGAGUUGGGAAUUUAGUAAAACUUUAGUUAAUCUUCAUAACGAAUAUGGCGUCAAACCAUUUUUUUCCAUAUCGACAAUCGCAGAUCCUCGUAACGCGAGUAAAAAUAUUUUAUUCCUGACACCUUCCGGACUCGGACUCCCCGAUAAAAGUUAUUAUUAUAGAGAAAAACAAGAUCGGAUGUCUUUAAGUUACAUUCGUUACAUGAAAGACGUUGCACGUCAAUUGGGUGCCACUUCGAUAGAUGCAAAUUCAUUUUCCGAAGACAUGUUUUAUUUCGAAAGGAGAAUUGCCGAAGCCACGCCAUCGAAUGAAGAAUUAGAAAAUGUUUUCAAUCACGAAAUACACACGAUAAACGAUUUAAAAAUGUCAGCGCCUUCGGUUCCGUUGCACGAAAUAUUAGACGCCAUGUUUCACAAGGAAAACAUAAAUUCCGACACUGAAAUACUUUUAACAUCGGCAAAAUAUCUGACGAAAAUAUCAAACAUAAUAGCGACGACUGAUAGAAGCGCAUUGAAUAAUUACGUCAUAUGGAAUUUGGUUAAAGAAUAUUUACCGUACCUGAGUCAAAAUUUUCAAGAUAUUUAUUCGGUGUACGUGCGAGAAAUGACAGGUGCGACAAAUUUAUUAGAACGUUGGGAAUUCUGCAUAAAAACGUUGCAAAAAUUCAUGGAUGCGGGUUUGGCGGCACAAAUUGAAAAUUCAUCAUUUCGAACGGAUUCUGAUAAAAAUAACGAAAUAAUUGGUCAAAUAUUUAAAACGGUUCGUCAGACAAUAAGAGAAAGUAUAACGAAAGCAAAAUGGGUUGAUUUGGAACUGUACAAACAUUUCAUAUCGAAGUUGAACGGAACGACGAUACAAAUCGGUUUUCCAAACGAUUAUUUAGAUUCGUCACGAUUAGAAGAAUAUUAUUCGAAACUUUACGUACAGAAAAAUAAUUUUUUUCAAAAUAUUUUAUACGGGGUGUCAUUUUUACAAGAAAAUAAUAGAAGGAGUUACGUGAAUCCAAAAAGCGAAUACAGGUGGUUAUCGUUAGUUUCGUCCGAAUCAAAAGUAGAAUUUGUACCGUCGGAAAAUAAAAUUAUAAUACCACAAAAAUUAUUAAAUAAACCUUAUUACGAACCUGAAUAUCCUAUUCCGGUACUAUACGGUACGUUCGGUGUUGAAAUAUCGAAAGCUUUGGUAUCGUCACUUUUCAUGUAUUCGGGAUUGUAUUCUUAUAACGGUUCCCUCAUAAACACUCAAAGUUUGGUUGCUAAUUUAUCGAUGGUAUCGAUCGAUCAUCAAUUGAAAUGUUUGAUCGAUUUACAAAUUAAUAAUAAUAUCGAAACGGAUUUUGAAAAAUCAAACAGGACGAUUUUAAAAACGUUCACGGAAAUAUCAGCCGUUAAACAAGCAUUUAAAUCGAUGAAGAAAUCUACGUCGGAUGUCGAACACAUACAUCAAGCCGGAUUGGAAGAUUUCGAUGACGAAAGUCUUUUUUACAUCGCCUACGGACAAAGUUUAUUUAACGUUAAGACUGUACAAGAAAUUGAUAAACAAAACACAACCGGAAAUAGUUUAGACGGAAGAAAACUGUAA